Cydia amplana is the source of this 1612-nucleotide messenger RNA. Its product is annotated as facilitated trehalose transporter Tret1-like. Gene Ontology annotation, molecular function: transmembrane transporter activity. The transcript is spliced from 7 exons. The record is from RefSeq and is a predicted model, not a curated record. Gene Ontology annotation, cellular component: membrane. Lineage: Eukaryota; Metazoa; Arthropoda; Insecta; Lepidoptera; Tortricidae. Gene Ontology annotation, biological process: transmembrane transport. Bases 1 to 1572 code for a protein of 523 amino acids.
AUGACACAAACACAGAUACGGGAAAAUAAAGCUCCGAUAAGCAGGACGAGAGUCGUCGGCUCACAGGUGUUAGCAUGCCUGGCGCUGGAUCUGCUUCUGGUGGGGCUCGGCAUGUCCAUCAGCUUCGUGACAAUGGUCCUGCCAGAAGUACUGAACGCCAAGGAAGGGCUCUCUAUCAACGAGAAACAAGCCUCAUGGUUUGGUGGAAUGGCGUUCCUCUGCCAGCCGCUCGGGAGUAUAUUCUCGGGUCCGCUCCUGGACCAUUUCGGACGAAAAAAGGCCCUCUUCCUGGUUAACAUACCCCACCUCAUCGCGUGGCUGCUCAUGUACUACGCCUGGGAUGUGCCCUCGUUGUUUAUUGCGAAUGCGUUGUUGGGCAUCGGUACGGGCAUCAUGGAAGCGCCUUCCAUUACAUACGUCGGUGAAGUUAGCGACUCGUCUGUAAGGGGGAUCCUGACGACGCUGACCAACAGUUUCACGUCGACCGGCAUGUUUCUGUCCUACCUCCUUGGUACAGUGCUGCCGUGGCGGCUGGCGGCGCUCGUCUCGCUCGCUGUACCACUUACCACUAUGCUGGUCGUGCUGUUUGUACCUGAGACUCCGAUAUGGCUGCUUUCCAAGGGGAGGCAGAAAGAGGCCCUGCGGUCGCUCUGUCGGCUGCGAGGAUGGUGCGAGCCAGAAGACGUCAAGGAAGAAUUCGACCAGCUCCUCAAAUACAACGACGCUAUCCACCAAUGUGUCAUAUGCCUUAAAGAAGACAAAACGGCCCUUCCGUGCGAACACAUGACGGCGUCCCUCAUUAAGAGGAUUGUCCUAAAAUACAAGCAUGUUUUUCUUGUGAAAGAGACUAUGAGACCGUUCGCCCUAGUGAUGGCAUAUUUCCUAUUCUACCUGUUUAGCGGACUCAUGCCAAUCCGGCCGAAUAUGAUUAAUUUCUGCAAGGCCCUAGGGAUGAAGUACAAGACGAAAACUAUAGUGGUUCUAGUCGGCGCAGUAUUCAUUGUCAUGAACUUGCUAUCAGCAGUAAUAGUUAAAUUAAUUGGCAAACGCAAGCUGGUGAUCGGGUCCCUGUCGGCAACAGCUCUUUGCAGUCUCUUCAUCAGCAUAUACGCGGGAAUAAACCUGCCGCGAGACCUCUUCUCCUACGAACCUCACACGUUCCCCGAGGCGACGGACACCCUUCCAGUAGUGCUCUUCAUGAUGCUAGUGUGCUUCACAAGUCUGGGAAUACCGUGGGUGGUGCUGUCUGAAGUGUUUCCUUUCAGGAGUCGCGGAAUGGCGACGGGUUUGGCUGCAGCGUUGAGUUAUGUCAUGCUCUUCGUUGCAACUAAGACUAACUACAACAUAGAGUCAGCAUUUCAUCUCAGUGGGGCAUUUACUAUUUAUGCUAUAUUUGGCUUCCUUGGUAGUAUGUAUCUAUAUUUCUACCUACCAGAAACAGAAAACAAGACAUUGGUAGAAAUAGAAGCCUUUUACAAGGGAAAUCGAAAGAUUUUCGCUGAUGACUUUUUGAUCAAUGCUUUCAAAAAGAAGUCAAGUAAUGAUGCUAAUGCUCCUAUGCUAGUCAAUUGAAAAUGUACGAAAUAUUAGAAUAGUAAGUAGGUAAUUGAAA